Messenger RNA from Sodiomyces alkalinus F11, 1561 nucleotides. RefSeq lists its product as hypothetical. The coding region runs from base 69 to 1382 and encodes 437 amino acids. Gene Ontology annotation, molecular function: zinc ion binding; nucleic acid binding. Lineage: Eukaryota; Fungi; Ascomycota; Sordariomycetes; Glomerellales; Plectosphaerellaceae. The transcript has a single exon. The record is from RefSeq and is a predicted model, not a curated record.
UACCUGACCUUCCUAGCUAUUCGAACCCGUGCUUCUCACCAAGUCGUCAGCAGCAGCAGCACAGCAAAAUGGGAGAUCUUUACCGUAAUCGAUCUCCAGAUCGAUAUCGUCCUCGCGUUUCCUCCAACGCCCAGUCACGCUCCCGAUCCCCGCCACGUGCCUUUUUCCAGAACGUGGGCACACAAUGGUCCAUGAGGGUGACCAAGACGGUCGGAGGGGUUGUGCGGAAUGCGGAGUUUGUGAACCGCAGUGGAGGCGGGAAUUAUAACAUAAAAGGCACCCUGCCUGGAGGUGGCCUGGUUGUCCAGACAAAGUCGUCGGCCGGCACCCGGGCAUUUGCCGAGGAAGCGUGUAGGGAUAUGCCUAGGGAUGGUGUUGUUCUCAUCGCCAUCCCUGUAUCUUCCGGAGGCAUCAAGUGCCCAGGCAACUGGGACAGCUCUGGGCUAUUUCCAUCCCCGGGGCGUUCUGUAGCCCCCUCGGAACCUAGUGUCCAGCCUGCCGCCGCCUCAACUCACCCCCGGUCCAGUCACUCAGCGCCUCUCGCCCCCAGCCGCACUCCUAAGGCCCCUGGCCACGAUACCCCUUCCCAGGGCACACCUCCUCGCGUGGACUUGCUCCCGGGGUGCGGCAACCGCACAUCCCUUUUCAAAACCGAGGAUCUGCUUAUGAAAAUUGAACAGUUGCGGAGAGAUGCGUCAGGACGUGGCCAUUCCAGCCUCCCCCAAGGACUCCUCGCCCAAACUACCCAGAUCGCCACCCAAGGCGGAGGCAGCUUGGAUACUCAAGCCAAACAGGGGCAACAGGAACGUACAGCUUCCGGUGCCCAGGCAAGCAACGUGACCGCGUCUGUGAUCUGCAGGGAGAACAAUCGCCACAAGACCUGUGCCAAUUGUGGCCGUGUAGGUCACGCCGUCAUUGACUGCCUCAAGCCGGGGAAGAGCGGCUUCAUCGAGGCCUGUGCCAUAUGCAACGAACACCACCUCCUGGACAGCUGCUCAGUGUUCCAAAACUACAGUGUCUACCGCAAGUUGGCCUUAUGCAUCCUCCAACGAGGCCGCCGCCCGCCUCUCGCCACAGCCUUCAACUGGGUUGUCGCCUACUACGGUGUCGUUAAGGUCAGGACGGGCGCCAUGGUUCCACCCAAGGGCUGUGUUUGGCCUUCCGACUUCCCUAUCACGGCCCAAGAGGCUCGCUCAUGGCUAUGCAGGCCUGCCGAGCGUCAGCCCUGGAACUACUUCGACUACACCGCCAACCGCACGGGGGACCUAAGUCCUGGUGUCUCAACCUGGUCCUCGGCCGCCGUUCUGAGCAACUGGCACCGACUGAGUCAGACGGAACACUAUGCCGAUUCGUUUAGUCGCACAGGUUCGGAUCUCUCAUGACGGCAUCGAUCCUUUGUCUCGGAAGACCCCAGGGUGAGAUAGAUGCAUUCCCAUCCGGCUCCGCCAAGCUCAAACUAAUUCGUAUGUCGGUAGGAGUGCCCAAUGACGACAGCUUUUCCCCGGCUUGUAGAAAGCCAGAUGAACGGGGAUGUGACGACCAAAUGUCCGACACAGAAGGG